AUGGAAUCCCCAAAUUUAACGCAAACGUCCAAUAACGAUGCCGGGCUGAAGAGAAAACGUACUCCUGAUGAUGUUGGACGCCCACGACCGAGUGUUGGCAAUGUGACGCAGAUUAACUACUUGGUGAAGUCGCGGGCUGAGAGGUUGCAAUUGAUAGAUGGGGGUGCAGAUACUUUUGGGGAGGUAUUGGGGAUGAUUGAUGAUUAUGAAGGUGUUUUACAACGCCACGAAAGUCUGGCUGCCAAUCUUGGUGCCAAACUCGUUGGUCCUCUUCUCCUCAAGUCGCUUGAGAAGUUGUUCGAUGGUCCCAUCAAGGCAUUUGGCAUGGAGCAAUCACCUGCAACCUGGCUUGAUAUCGUCACCUUCGCUCGUACCAAUCCAGGGGACUUCUUUCUUAGCGAUUCUUCUGUCCCGGGCGUUAGAACUUGCCGCUUCUGGAUCAAAGGAGCUCAAAUCGAGAUCUCAGAAGACGAUUAUAGAUUGAUUGUGUCAGGAGGUCCCGAACGCAUGAUUCCAACCCAGCCAAUUCCUGAAGAUGAAUCCGCAGAGCUGGGCACUUUGAACAUUUUAGAGACUCGCCUUGCUAUGCUCAUCAAAAAAGCCGAUGCGGUUGCCAGCAAAGCAAGGCAGCUGAACUACCAUCUCAAAGGUCGAAAAGCAGCAGUCAUGAGUCGACAGCCGGCCGCAGCAGCCGCUGAGAUAUCCCCAGAGGCUCACACCUUCUCUCCCCAACCAUUCGCAGCCAUCAACACCACCAGAAUAUCAAACGUUCCCAGUAAUGAUGCAACAAAUAUACAACAGCAGCUUCUUGAGCAGUUUCUCACCGGUGAUCGAGGUCGAUCAAUGCCACCACAAUCUCGCGGCAAAGCCAGCCGUUCUUCAGAUACAGCAAGCCAGCAUAUCUUCAACGGAACUCCAGACGCAGACACCCGACGUAUGUCUCAUAUCCACUCUUCUUCGGACGAUGGCAUGGAAGGCCAAUACCGAGUUUUAAUGGCUGCCAAGAUCGAGAAGCUGGCUCGUGGUGACCCCAUCUACCCACCUUGCGAUAGAUGCCGACGGUUGAAAUUUGAUUGUACGAAACACCUUACUGCGUGCUCAGCUUGUACGAAAAAACAUGCAAAGUGUUCUUGGAGGGACAUCCAAGAAGGUGAACUGGAAUAUAUGCCGCAUAUACCGAUACCCGGUGGUGAACUUCGGCUUCUUGGAGAAAAUGGAUAUGGGACAUCUCCAAUUGAUGAACAUGCCAAUCCGGGACAAAGACCAUUCGAGGGAAUUACGAGCGGAACUGUCUUUCAUCAACCAGCUCCUGAAGCCCAAAUGAGCCCACAGCAAAUCGAGCAGCCAAAUCCAGAACAUCGACCAGAUCAAUUAUCAAACGACCAUGCAACUUUGACGCAAAUCGCAUCAGCGGCUGCUGCGGCAGGAGUCAGAUAA
Messenger RNA from Lachnellula hyalina, 1437 nucleotides. RefSeq lists its product as uncharacterized. NCBI's taxonomy places the organism in Eukaryota, Fungi, Ascomycota, Leotiomycetes, Helotiales, Lachnaceae. Gene Ontology annotation, molecular function: DNA-binding transcription factor activity, RNA polymerase II-specific; zinc ion binding. Gene Ontology annotation, biological process: regulation of DNA-templated transcription. The transcript is spliced from 3 exons. The coding region runs from base 1 to 1437 and encodes 478 amino acids. The record is from RefSeq and is a predicted model, not a curated record.